GUAAAUAAAAUUCCCGCGUUUCCCACACAGCGGAGUGUGUUUCGGCUCUGAGCGACCAUGGACGAGCUCUACUUAGACAACAUAGACGAAUAUGUUAACGAUCAGAAUAAAAUUGUCACCUACAAAUGGCUCAGUCUCACUCUCGGUGUGCAUGUCAACAUUGCUAAACAAAUGCUUUAUCACUACCUAGAGCAGAGACGCAAGGAGAGGUCUGGAACUACGCUGCAUGCCACCUACCUUGUAUCUGGAAAGUGCUCUGAGAAUGGCAGUGUGUGUUAUAAGGUGUCAGUGGUGCGUGAAGACCAGCUUGAGGAUACGAAAUCCAAGCUGGAAAAGACUAUUAGUGUGCAUGUGUACAGCAUCCAGAAAGCUGAGCUGAAGGACAGCAGUCCACUCUACAGUACAGACUAUGAUGCUGUGAAGGAGAACUUGAAAAAUUGCAACAAGUACAGCGCUAUCCGCUGUGCAGCUGCUGUGCCACUGUCCCCAGCAGAGCUACAGAAAGCUCAGGAAAAGGUUCAGGCCACUGUACUGGACAAGGACGCCACUAAACCAAGCCUGAUUGACCACACGGCUGCUGCUACCAAACCAAGUGUUAAACAGCCUAAAGGCAUCAUGGGAAUGUUUUCCAACAAACCUGCCCCAAAAAGUGAGCAGUGUAACAAAGAGGUGAAAACAGAACAGAAAGAUGAUACCUCUCCAUCUGAAGGACCUAAAACUAAGGCAUCCUCCAAAGCUAACGCUAUGAACAACUUUUUUGGGAAAUCAGCAGACAAAAAAGUUAUCACUGACAAGCCAGACAAAAACAUCAAAGAGGAGACAGAAGGAUCUCAGCCAUCAACAGAUGCAGUGAGCACCAAACCAUCUCAGUCCUCACCCAAACCUAAACAGGACAUAAAAGAGGAGCUACUGAAGGAGUCUGCUGCAGUUAGAGGUGACUCCAAAGACACACGGAGUAAAACGAAGCGUAUUGAGCAUUCAGACAGUGAAGAUGAGAAGGUGGACAGUCAGAAGAAGAAGAGACGGAGAAUAAAGAGGCCUCAGCCUGACAGCAGUGAUGACGAGGUAAUUCCAGAUUCUCCACCUGUGCCUGAAGUGCAGACGCCAAGUCCCGAAAAGCAAGUAAAGAAAGAGCCUGUUUCACAUCAAGAGGUUUCAGAAGGAAGAAGGAGGAAAAGAAGACGGGUUUUGAAGGCACGUACAUUUGUCGACGAUGAAGGCUGUAUGGUUACUGAGAAGGGCUAUGAGACCGAAUCCUAUUCUGAGAGUGAAGAUGACUUCAAGACCACACGUCAGCCCUCUGAGGAUUCAGGCUCAGUCAAGCAAUCGCUUGGAAAGAGAGAGGAGGAGAAAACGUCCAAGGGGAAGAGUCAGAAGAAGGCUCCUGCUGCGGCUGCAAAUAAGUCAUCUAAACAGGCAUCCAUCAUGGGAUUUUUCCAAAAGAAAUGAACUUACCAAAGGCUUCCAGUGACCUUCCAUCACUGAUGAAAAGCAAUGGACGUAAUCUUGUGCUGGACAUACAUAAUACUUUUUUUCCAUAUUAAAAACUCUCCAGAAACAACUAGACUGCCUUAUGCACUUAGACAUGCUUGGUGAACAGUACAGCAUUCCACCAGUAGAGGUCCCUGCAGUGCUUGUCUGGAGUUGGUCAGUGCUGAAUUUUGUCCUUUGCUAUUAAAACUGUAUGUAAAGGAACCACCGAGAUGCUGGGAAUAUGCUUGGGACACUUACAACUAUAUGCCAUACAAAACCUCAGGCGUUGUACUUAAAAUUUUCCUUCACUGCUCAGUGGAGAACAUCUUGAGCCGGAAUGCUGUGUUUUUUCAUCUUGAAUGUCAGUCUGUUGUUUCAUUGAUAGAAUAAUAAACUUCACUUUGUAGUAA
Colossoma macropomum (tambaqui) is the source of this 1883-nucleotide messenger RNA. RefSeq names its product polymerase (DNA-directed), delta 3, accessory subunit (gene pold3). The record is from RefSeq and is a predicted model, not a curated record. The coding region runs from base 58 to 1449 and encodes 463 amino acids. Lineage: Eukaryota; Metazoa; Chordata; Actinopteri; Characiformes; Serrasalmidae. Gene Ontology annotation, cellular component: delta DNA polymerase complex; nucleus. Gene Ontology annotation, biological process: DNA synthesis involved in UV-damage excision repair; nucleotide-excision repair, DNA gap filling; DNA replication. Gene Ontology annotation, molecular function: DNA-directed DNA polymerase activity. The transcript has 12 exons.